UCAGGGAGGAGCGCACCUUGUUUGGCACCAGUCAAGUCCCAGCUCUCCUCCGCACGUAAUGCGGACUUUCUCCUGCACCGGACACCGGACAACAUUCACGACUGGAAACUACCAACAAGCAGCAGCUCAGUUCAUGGAUUCUUGGACAUUUUAAAGCGAAACCAUUUCUUAUUCACGAAGACUAAUAUCAUCUUCAGGCGCAUUAUUACUCUUUUGCUCGUAGUUUUCAAAAGUGAACAAACCUGAAGAAUGUUAUUGCACAGUAUGUGCAUCUCUGGAUGCUCGUGGUUGAAAUGUAUGGCCACAUUGCUUCACAUGGUUCUGUUCCUGCAGCUGGCGGUGUUGGAGACGACUGAGGCCAUCCAUCCAGACUGCGCCCUGGUGGUUCAGCACAUGAAGGCUCAGGAAGAAUGCAACCACAUUCUCAAAAAGGAGGCGAACAACCACUCCACCAGGACAGGUUGUCCGACAGAAUGGGAUGAGAUUCGUUGCUGGUAUUGUGCCGAUGUGGGACAGGUGGUCAGCGUCUCGUGUGCCAAUGUCUCCCAGCUGUUUGCUAAUAACCAAGGUUACAUCUACAGGAACUGCACUGAGGAUGGAUGGUCCGAGCUCUACCCCUCUUAUGAGGAGGCCUGCGAGUUCACAGAGUACGAAGAGACAGAGCCAGAGACAACAUACUUCUCCAACUUCAAACAGGUGUACACCGCCGGCUACGCUACCUCCCUCAUCUCUCUUAUAUCGGCUAUUUUUGUCUUCACCGUGUUCAGGAAGUUUCACUGCACCAGGAACUACAUCCACAUCAACCUUUUCUUGUCCUUCAUCCUGAGAGCGAGCGCCGUCUUCAUCAAAGAUGGCGUUCUUUUUUCUGAUGAAAAUCUGGACCACUGCUUCAUGUCUACUGCAUCCUGUAAAUCAGCCGUGGCCUUCUUUCAGUUCAGUAUCCUGGCCAACUACUUCUGGCUGCUGGUGGAGGGCAUGUACCUGCAGACACUGCUUGCUCUCACCUUUGUCUUCCAGAAGAAAUACUUCUGGUGGUACAUACUCAUCGGCUGGGGUCUCCCAACAACAAUCAUAAUGGCGUGGAUCCUCACUCGAAACUUCUACGAUAACAAGGGGUGCUGGGAUGACACAGAUGUGGCCUUCAUCUGGUGGAUCAUAAAAGCUCCAAUAACUGCAUCACUACUGGUGAACUUCAUCAUCUUCAUCAAUGUAAUCCGUAUUCUGGUCCAGAAGCUGAGAUCUCCUGGUGUCGGGGGCAACGACACCAGUCACUUCAAGAGGCUUGCCAAAUCCACUCUGCUCCUCAUCCCUCUGUUUGGGAUGCAUUACAUGGUGUUUGCCUUUCUGCCAGAAAACACAGGAGCAGAGGCCCGGAUCUUCAUCGAGCUCGGCCUGGGAUCCUUUCAGGGAUUUGUUGUGGCCCUGCUCUACUGUUUCCUGAAUGGCGAGGUGCAAGCAGAAAUGAAAAAGAGGUUUUGGAAGUGGCAGACUCAGAGUUACAUGAGCUACAGUAAACGGCGGCGUACGUUGUUCACUGAAAGCAGCACGGUCACUCAGAUCUCCGUCCUGGACAAAUCCAGCCCCAAAGAUCAGCCGGCUUCAGAGACACACACCCUCACACCAAGCAACGUCUCCACUGUCUGAGGAACAUUAGCAGGUGUUCAUGACCUGUGUUACAACACCUGCUCGGCCACUGGACCACGUCCUGAGCAAGUGACCAAACCACAGAGCCUGAUUGUUGAAUGUUUAAGGUACCUCUUACGUUCGGUAAGAAUUAUUUGCAGAAUCCCACAUGGGCCGCCACAUUCACAUGUUAACUUGUUGACUUAAAGGUUCAAUGAGUAAUUCUGAGCCACCUGCUCCAAACAAACAGGGGGCAGUAUUUCACCUCUAAACUGGGUCCAUACCAUCUCUAAUGUUUAUAUUUUAGUUGUAGUAGUUUG
Messenger RNA from Cottoperca gobio, 1943 nucleotides. RefSeq names its product growth hormone releasing hormone receptor b (gene ghrhrb). Lineage: Eukaryota; Metazoa; Chordata; Actinopteri; Perciformes; Bovichtidae. Gene Ontology annotation, molecular function: G protein-coupled peptide receptor activity; peptide hormone binding; vasoactive intestinal polypeptide receptor activity. Gene Ontology annotation, cellular component: plasma membrane. The coding region runs from base 250 to 1644 and encodes 464 amino acids. Gene Ontology annotation, biological process: adenylate cyclase-modulating G protein-coupled receptor signaling pathway; cell surface receptor signaling pathway. The transcript is spliced from 13 exons. The record is from RefSeq and is a predicted model, not a curated record.